AUGGUGUUAGCUGACUUGGGCUCUCGCUUGCGCAAUGCGCUCAGCUCCGUGGAGUCUGUUUCCGAGACCGAGGUCCAGGCCAUGAUAAAAGACAUCUGCACUGCUUUGCUUGAGAGUGACGUGAAUGUCAGAUUAGUCGCCAAGUUGAGAGACAGCAUUAGAAAUAAAAUCGCCCAGGAGAUCAAGAAAGAUACAGAGUCUGCCGCAAACAAGCGCAAGAAGCUCCAGAAAAUCGUCUUCGACGAGUUGUGUGGCCUUGUGGACUCACAUGAGGAACCUCCAAAACCAAAGAAGCUUAAUCGCGCAAAGACAAGCAACAAGCCAACGCGCCCGGGAAAGAAAUCAGUCAAGAAAGCUGCAGACUCCCACGUGAUCAUGUUCGUUGGAUUGCAAGGUGCUGGUAAGACGACCUCGUGUACAAAGUUGGCUGUAUACUAUAAACGUAGAGGAUUUAAGGUAGGUUUGGUGUGUGCGGAUACAUUCAGAGCUGGUGCGUUUGAUCAAUUAAAGCAGAAUGCCAUUAAGUCCCUGAUCCCAUUCUAUGGUUCCUACUUGGAGACAGAUCCUGUUAAGGUCGCCUCUGACGGUGUUAAAAAGUUCAAGGAGGAAAUGUUCGAUAUAAUCAUUGUCGAUACCUCUGGUCGUCAUAAACAAGAACAGUCUUUGUUCGAUGAAAUGAUUCAGAUUGGUGAGGCUGUCCAGCCCACUCAAACAAUCAUGGUGUUGGAUGCUGCGAUUGGUCAAGCCGCCGAGGGUCAAGCAAAGGCUUUCAAAGAGAGCGCAAACUUUGGAUCGAUUAUCUUAACAAAAUUGGACGGUCACGCAAAGGGUGGUGGUGCUAUCUCCGCUGUGGCUACAACCCAAACCCCAAUUGUUUUCAUUGGUACUGGUGAACAUGUGGGUGACUUCGAGGUGUUCAAGCCAACAUCUUUCAUUUCCAAGUUGCUUGGAAUUGGUGAUAUUCAAUCGUUGAUGGAGCAUGUUCAGUCUUUGAAUCUCCAGGAUGAUGAAAACCACCAGAAAUCCAUAGAAAACUUCAAGGAGGGUAAGUUUACCUUGAAGAAUUUCCAGACACAGAUGAACAACUUCCUAAAAAUGGGCCCUCUUACGAAUAUUGCUUCAAUGAUUCCUGGAAUGUCUAACAUUAUGAACCAAGUUGGAGAGGAGGAGACGAGCAAAAAGAUCAAAAACAUGAUCUACAUCAUGGACUCCAUGACUAACGCUGAAUUGGAGAGCGACGGCAGAAUUUUCGUGACCGAACCCGAGAGAAUAAUAAGAGUUGCCAGAGGAGCUGGGUGCACAGCCGUCGAGGUUGAAAUGGUGUUGCAACAGCAAAGAAUGAUGGCUUCCAUGGCUGGUGCCGCAAAGAAUAUGAACGCAGCCGGUGGUCAAGCCCCAGGAGUGGGAGGUGGUGCUAACAUGCAGCGUAUGAUGCAGCAAGCACAGUCUAACCCUAACUUCAUGCAACAAGCCAUGAGCAUGUUUGGCGGAGGUGGCGCUGGCGGGGCUGGCAACGGUGGAAUGCCUGACAUGUCUUCAUUGAUGAACAAUCCUCAAAUGAUCCAACAAGCUCAGCAAAUGAUGAGACUGAACCCCAAUUUGAUGCAACAAGCUCAACAAAUGAUGCAGAACCCAGGCAUGAUGCAGAAGAUGAUGCUGCAGUUUGGCGGCAUGGGCGGCAUGGGCGGCAUGGGCCAAUGA
Molecule: messenger RNA, 1701 nt
Organism: Australozyma saopauloensis
Lineage: Eukaryota; Fungi; Ascomycota; Pichiomycetes; Serinales; Metschnikowiaceae
Gene: SRP54
Product: RNA-binding signal recognition particle subunit
Exons: 1
Coding region: 1-1701 (566 amino acids)
Biological process (GO): SRP-dependent cotranslational protein targeting to membrane; SRP-dependent cotranslational protein targeting to membrane, translocation
Cellular component (GO): cytosol; signal recognition particle, endoplasmic reticulum targeting
Molecular function (GO): ATP hydrolysis activity; endoplasmic reticulum signal sequence receptor activity; GTP binding
Source: RefSeq, a predicted model, not a curated record